GCUGAGGCAACAGAGAUAAACAGAAGGGCCGAGCUUAUACUUCACAUUUCCGGGCACCAGAUUUGGAAUACCAACAAACCAUGAUCCUUCACAGAGCGUGAUCGCUAAGGUCACUUUUUACGUCCGUGCUUUUUUCUAAAACGUGCGACAUUUAAAAGUCGACGGCGGCACGAUGUUAUCCUUUUUUACCUCUCUUAUUCCGACUUCCUACUUCCUACCAGGGUGGUUGACUCCCGAUACAAACCCAGUGCAUAGUUUACUACAAGGACUGGUCGGUGCUUGUGGGAUCUCGGUGCUGUGCUCCCUGAUAAGACUGCACUUAUUUCUAAAGGAGGAGAGCUGGAGUGAUAAAAAUGACACACCGAGCCAGAGGACAGCCAGUCAUCAAAGUAGAACCACCACUGGACUCGUUGGGAAGCUCCACUUUCUCUUUGUGGCUGGGACGCUGGCUGUGGUGGGCUCCCGCGUAGCCUCCCUGGUGGUCCUGGAGUUUUGUCUUCGCGCCAUCUCCGGAUUCUUUACAGCAGGACCUGGGUCAAAGACAUUCGUGCAGCAGCUGCUGAUUCAAAGCCAGUUCUCCCUCGGCUGUGCGUUAACCUGCAGCUUGCACUUCCUCCACGAGGGGGCGUCCCAGCGCUGGCUGUGCUUACUCGUGGCCGCGGGGCUGAGCUGGUUCCUGGCGAGGCGGGCCACGCUCCUGCUGCACCACGUCGUGUCUCUGUACAAACUCCACAGCUCGCAGCGCUACUGCGCAAUCUGCAUCGGCCUGCUGGCAUGGGGCCGCCGCCUGCAGCCCUGCCUUUGCAGGACCAUGAUCAUCACGUUCUCCGUGGCUGUGGUGGCCGCCGUGUCGGUCAUCAAUCAACACUUCCUCUCUGCAACUGAGGCCCUCAGGUUUUGGACGCCACUGACUAUCUGCUACACGCUGCUGGUUGUGUACAUGCAGGCAGAUGAGCAGCACCGCGCGCCCGGGGGCCAGGCGGUCCUGAACACCGUGGUGGUGCGUCUCGGUGGUUUGAUGGUCCUGAUGCUGACUGUUGGACGUUGGGCCGACGUGCUUCACAUCCUAAUGUGUUUCCUGGGUGAGGCCAGCUGUCUGAUCCCCACUAAGGAUCUGCUAGAUGCCGCAUUGUCACAGGACGAGGAGGAUUACACACACUACACCAAAAGAGAUCAACGAAGAGCACAGACGCAAGAGAAGCAGCAUCGGAGAUAGACCCUCUGAGACAGUCCGGUGUCACUCCACUUUCAUGACACUAUGAGUCCUGUUAGAUCCACGGCAACAAGGAAUGGCUUUGUAUUUAAAAUGUAAUGUUUUCAUUAAAAAAAUCCAAGGAGCAAUCCUGCCAUUAAAUAUCUUGUUUUUCAAAAAAUGUAAUUAAAAAAACACCAAUAACCAUCUGGAUUAAUAUAUGAUCCAGAGAAUCAUCUAUA
Gasterosteus aculeatus aculeatus (three-spined stickleback) is the source of this 1434-nucleotide messenger RNA. RefSeq names its product transmembrane protein 82 (gene tmem82). The record is from RefSeq and is a predicted model, not a curated record. Lineage: Eukaryota; Metazoa; Chordata; Actinopteri; Perciformes; Gasterosteidae.